Erpetoichthys calabaricus (reedfish) is the source of this 2552-nucleotide messenger RNA. It is a transcript of the gene nlk1, whose product is annotated as nemo-like kinase, type 1. Gene Ontology annotation, cellular component: nucleus; cytoplasm. Gene Ontology annotation, biological process: intracellular signal transduction; protein phosphorylation. Gene Ontology annotation, molecular function: ATP binding; MAP kinase activity. Lineage: Eukaryota; Metazoa; Chordata; Cladistia; Polypteriformes; Polypteridae. The record is from RefSeq and is a predicted model, not a curated record.
CGCCGCCUCGGCUCUUUAAACGGCGCCGCUCCGCCGGCCUGCGCUGCUCGCUCGCUCGCUCAUCUUUCCCGUUUUCGCCGGUGGCUGUGGAUUUUUUCUUUUGGGUCACCAAUUGCUUUAUUUAUUUAUUUUUUCUUGUUUUCUUUAUUGUUUGAACGCCGAGGCCUUCCGCACAUGCUAGCCCUGGCUCGGUAGCGUCGUCGGCGCCGUCGUCGUCUCUGUCCCACCCCGGACGCAGCGACAUGGCCGCGCGCCUCUUCUCGCCGCCGAGCUGGGGCCGAAGCCCCGGCGCCGCCGCCUGCGGGCCCCUUUAAGCCGCAGCGGGUCUUCUAGAGGGGAGAAGAAGAGCAGGCAGAUGGCCCCCGGUCGCGUGUGACGCGACGCUCCCCCCAUUUUCUUUUUUUUGUUGUUGUUGUCGUUUCUUUUUUUUCUUUUUAUGCAUUUUUGUUUUGGACUCGCCGCGGCAUUUCGGUUCGAGCCGCUCCGUGGCGCCUCGCCUUUCUUUCGUUCCUCUUCAUUCUAUGCGCUGUAAAUGGCUUUCCAGGGGCAGGGCCACCCUUCUGUGUGUGGCAGUCUCUUCGCGGGCCCGGACCUCGGCCCCAAGUUUUUCUGCCUGCCGACCAACUCCUCCAGCGCUGCGGCCGCCGGCACGUCCGCGGGCCUGGGAGCCGCCCCGGUCUCGAGUGUGCCGGCCGUGGACGCGGGAGCACCCCGCAACCCGGCCGCGCUGGCCGGAGGAGGCCCCGGCGGCGGGGCAGCGACGGUGGUGGCGUCGGCGGCGCCGCAGCAGCCUCAGCACAUUCACCCGGGGAGCGAGGCGCCCAACGCGGCCGACCUGGAGCCUGACCGGCCCAUCGGAUACGGGGCCUUCGGAGUGGUCUGGUCAGUCACAGAUCCUCGAGAUGGAAAGCGAGUUGCCCUGAAGAAGAUGCCCAACGUCUUUCAGAACCUGGUCUCCUGCAAGAGGGUGUUCCGUGAGCUAAAAAUGCUCUGCUUCUUCAAACAUGACAAUGUCUUGUCCGCGCUGGAUAUCCUCCAGCCCCCUCAGAUUGACUGCUUUGAAGAGAUAUAUGUGAUCACUGAGUUGAUGCAAAGUGAUCUGCACAAGGUGAUUGUCUCCCCCCAGCCCCUGAGCACUGACCACAUCAAGGUGUUUCUCUAUCAGAUCCUGAGGGGUCUCAAGUACCUUCAUUCUGCUGGAAUUCUUCAUCGUGACAUCAAACCAGGGAACCUCCUUGUGAACGGCAACUGCGUGCUGAAGAUUUGUGAUUUUGGCUUGGCCCGUGUGGAAGAAAUGGAUGAAUCGAGGCACAUGACCCAAGAAGUAGUUACCCAGUACUAUCGUGCCCCAGAGAUACUCAUGGGUAGCCGCCACUAUAGCAGUGCCAUUGACAUCUGGUCUGUUGGUUGUAUUUUUGCUGAGCUGCUUGGAAGAAGAAUCCUGUUUCAAGCGCAGAGCCCAAUUCAACAGCUGGACCUUAUCACCGAUCUUCUUGGGACCCCCCCACUGUCUGCCAUGAUGUCCGCUUGUGAAGGAGCGAGAGCCCAUGUUCUCAGAGGACCUCACAAACCACCGUCGCUGUCGGUCCUCUACAUGCUCUCUGAAGGUGCCACCCAUGAGGCCGUUCACUUGCUGUGUAGAAUGCUGGUCUUUGACCCGGCCAAGCGGAUUUCAGGGCGCGAUGCACUGUCUCACCCCUACCUCGAUGAAGGACGCCUGCGCUACCACACCUGCAUGUGUCGCUGUUGUUUCUCGGUGGCUUCAGGCCGGGUCUACACUCGUGAGUUUGAACCCAAUGCCAACGGAAGGUUUGAUGACCAGUAUGAGAGGAAUCUGUCGUCUGUGUGGCAGGUCAAAGAGCUCAUUCAUCGCUUCAUAACGGAGCAGCAGCAGGGGAAGAGGGUACCGCUGUGUAUCAACCCACAGAGUGCUGCAUUUAAAACCUUCAUCAGGUCGACGGCGUGGCAUUCAUCAAAAGUCUCCAAGAAGGAAGAGAGAUGAUAGCGAAGGGCGCAGGGCGAUGGCCGGGGGACGUCAUCGGGGAGUCCAGCUCUGGACGUCUGACCUGCACAAGUUGGCUGGCUGGGUGGCUGGGUGGGUAGUUUUAAGGGGGUUGGCGCUCGAAGAUUGGAAACUGCUGCUGCCGUACAAGUGAAGUGUAGCUGAAACCCCCCCGUUGUUCUUGCCCCGCCCCGCCAUCCUCGAUCACCGCCUGGCACCUCUUGGUGCAGCCUGUCUCUCUCCCUGGCACAUGUGAGUAAGGCAUCCGCUUUUUUUAUUUUCCUCCUCCUCCUCCUCCUUGCACACAGAAGGCCCUCUUCCCUGUAGUUGACUCGUGUUAGUCACGGUGGUGGGGGGUUUCUGUCCCCAGGUUUUUCUUUCUUUUUGUGGAGUGCAGGGAGGGAGCCUUUUGCUGAAGGUGUUUUUUGUUUUGUUUUUUUGUACCUUUUUGUCGAUACUUGAAUUUUCUAGACACUGGAUAAGGUGAUCAAGUGUGGAUGUGCACGAGUGCGUUUGCUCCUCGCUUUUAGAGACUACAAAAAGCACCAAG